AAUUGUUAUUUUAUAGUAUUUUAAACGCAACUGUUUUUAACUUCCGCACACACACUCACUCACACACACGAACCAUGUUUGAUAGACUUUCCGUACCAGAGGCAGCCAUCGCAAAGCACCUGGAGCCAUGGGAGAAAAUCAAGUGGAGGGAUGAUCAACUGCACACCAUCUAUAACGACUGGGGCACUUACUUUUCGCGGAACGCGAAGCUGAACCUUGGCACUAAGUAUUUUGAUGCUGCGCUAAAGCUUAGCCCCGAGAACAUUAACUCCCUGCUGAAGAGGAGUCAGGUGAAGCGGGCAAGGGCGUGGCCAAUGGAAGGGCUUGCUGACGCGAUGCGCUCAAAAGCGAUUUUCAAGCGUGACAAUCCUCGCGGCUCGAGUCGCGAAAUUGAUUUGGAGAUCUGUGAUGCACUCAUCGAAUCGAAUAAGUUCGAGGAAGCAAUGAGAUUCGCCUGCUCCAAUAUGAAAGACCUCACCUAUUCGCAUGCACUGGCCAUGGAGAAGCGUAUAUUCCUGAUCAAUCGUAUCGUUAGCGACAUGUUAUCGACUGAAACAGAAUCGUCUGUGUAUCGCCUGAUAACGAGCAUGAUGAAGGACAUAGCCACACAGCCCAAGGACGUGAAGUCAGACUGUGAUGUGCUGAGCAUAGUACAAAAACAGCCGAAGAUUCUCUCGCCGCUGGAGAAGAAGCGGCUUGAGCGUCGAUUCAAGACAUUUACCCAGGCCUACGUGAAUAACAGCUGGAUGGACGUGACGUUUCUGAAGAAUCUGCGCGAUAAUCCAAAUCUUUUACUGAAGCAAAGUGUUCAGUCAUCAGAGUAUUUGCAAAAUCUGACCAACGAGCGGUAUCACACCCUGCGAAACUUUACGAAAAUGCUGCAUGCCCGCCAGCCCAUGUACAGCAAAAAGUGUCCCAAUAGGGAGCUCUCGCGCAAGUUCCAGGAGGAGAACUUCUUCCGCAUACAGAAUCAAACGAGGCGAAAUAUGUUCAAGACGCUGCAAAACAUACGAACUUUGAUCAGACGAAAUGAUCUAGCUAAAUUGACAAAGUUCGUGGCCAACGUGAUGGACUCCUAUGUGGCGAUCAAGACGCACCGCGUUAUGCCUUGGAAAUUUGAAUUCAUUAAUGAGGUCUUCAACUACUUGGGUUUGGCCCGCAUUAAUGAAUACAAAAUUUCAAACAUAUACAAAUCGAUGGGUCGAUCGAAUCUGCUGGAUCUAUUUAGGAUCUCACAUCAUGUCUCCAAUGUGACCAAUGUAAUCACGAAUGAUUUAGGCCAGAUCAAAAGGGAGAAGUUCGAGGAUACAAAGGCGGUGCUCAAACACCGCAUGGAUCAGUUCGAGAGGCGCCUGCGAUUCGCCAAAUAUACCAUCGAGCGCUGUUAUCUGUACCACGAGGCGGCGCAGGCGCACCUGAAUAAUCAUUCCUUUGACAAAUGCUGUCAGCUGGCCCGCAAAGCAAUGGAUGAAGCCGAGAAGGGUGGACACUAUGUGUGGGGCGCUUUGAGCGCCCUCAUCGCCUGCAAAGCGCACACCGUACUGGGCAAAGUGGAGAAGCAGAAGCAAAUGCUAAAUGAGGCCUUUCGGUAUGCCAAGCAACUGCAGAACAUCGAUCUCAUUCUGUUCAUUGACAUUUGCCUGCGGGUCAACAACGAGGAAAUGGAACUGAAGACCGCCCUUACCUAUGAGGGCUGCGGAAGACGUCGAUUGCGGCGGCUGAUGACCAGCCUUGACACCUCUUGUGACAACUCUAUCUAUACAAAUUCCAAUUCAUUUGCUCCCGAGCCGUCCACAGAUAACUUCAAGGAAUGAAUUAUGAAUAGUGUUUGU
Messenger RNA from Drosophila arizonae, 1832 nucleotides. RefSeq names its product walker cup (gene wa-cup). Gene Ontology annotation, molecular function: protein binding. The record is from RefSeq and is a predicted model, not a curated record. NCBI's taxonomy places the organism in Eukaryota, Metazoa, Arthropoda, Insecta, Diptera, Drosophilidae.